AUGAUCUUGACCACGCUUGUGCUAUUAAACCAGACCGUCCGAGCACUCCGUGCACGCUCUAUGAAAGUAAGAGCUGCCCGAAUUAUUGAAGUUCAAAGGAAGAUACUAUGCCUUAAUAAAGAACCGACUUAUGGAUCUUCUAGUGGAGACGCCGUUGUACCGCGGUGCCCUCGCUCUUACCAGACUCCCAUGACAAAUGAUCUGAGAAAUCGUAACAUCGAGGCCAUCUCGGCCGUUCGUAGCGAGAUCCAGGCUGUGAUGGACCGUACUCACUGGGAGCUCGGGGUGGUUACUGAGCGGUUGGCCGAGCUAGAGACCGAGAGAGGACAGGAGGAUUUGUCUGUUUGGCUGUAA
Penicillium mononematosum is the source of this 354-nucleotide messenger RNA. RefSeq lists its product as uncharacterized. The record is from RefSeq and is a predicted model, not a curated record. The transcript has 2 exons. Lineage: Eukaryota; Fungi; Ascomycota; Eurotiomycetes; Eurotiales; Aspergillaceae. Bases 1 to 354 code for a protein of 117 amino acids.